Molecule: messenger RNA, 3101 nt
Organism: Schistosoma rodhaini
Lineage: Eukaryota; Metazoa; Platyhelminthes; Trematoda; Strigeidida; Schistosomatidae
Source: the annotation of a GenBank genome assembly
AUGAUGGGGCUUAUCGCGACAGUGUUUGUGGUUUACUCUUUCACUUCAUAUAUUCUGCUGAGAAGACCGAUCAUAUUUCUCAGAAAAAAACGACUUCUUUUCGAAGCUCCCCAUAUUAGUCACCGGGGUGGUUCAGGAGAACAAAUUGAAAAUACUUUAGAGGCUUUUAGUAGUUCCUUGCUUGUCGGCACAAAUAUGUUCGAAACUGACUGUCAUCUCACGAGAGAUAAUCAGGUUGUCAUAUUUCAUGAUGAUACACUAGAUCGUUCUACUGGCGUGUCGGGCUUCGUGAAAGAAUUUUCCUAUGAAGAUUUACCUAGAUACCUUAAAGUGAUUGAAGUUCAAUUUACCCCAGGUUCCUUUUGUAUUACGGAGUCUCCCUCUUCAUAUAAAAUUGCACGAUUAGAGGACUUGUUUAAUAAGUUUCCGAAUACCCCCAUCAAUAUUGAUAUUAAAGUUAAUGACGAUUUCCUCAUCAAUGAGGUUGCUCGCCUUAUUGAAACGUACAAUCGAGAGCAUAUAACUGUAUGGGGGUCGAUGAAUUCGAAAGUAUCGAAGAAAUGUGAAUUACGCAAUAAAAAUAUUCUUACUUUUGCACCGUUUUCGUAUGUAAUAUGGAUAAUGGCAUGUUAUGUUGUUGGACUACUCCCUUUAGUACCUAUAAAAUAUGAUUGUUUUGAACUUCCUUUAGUUUCUGUUAUUCGAUCUAAUGAGUUUGCCAGACGACGACGUUGGGAUCGUUUUUUACCUAAUACAGCCCUUCUACUCUCAGAUUUCGUAUUAUCGUCACCUUUGUUCAUCAAACAUUUACGAAAGCGUGGAUUUCCGGUAUUCUUCUGGGUGUGUAACAACGAAGAUGAUAUGCGAAAAGCUUUUGAACUUGGAGCUUCAGGCUACGUUACCAUGAACACUACCGGUGAUGUUCAUAAUCACAGUCCUAUCAAAGACAUAUACCUUGGAACAGAAUGUGGCAAGAUAACCGAAGUUAAUGAGUUGAUUAUUGGAAGGCGAAUAGUUCAUGAAAAAAACUUCGGGACUAUUUGUUAUGUCGGUGGUUUGCCAAAAACGAAUGGUCCUUGGCUUGGAGUUGAUUGGGAUGACUGGUCGCGCGGCAGACAUGAUGGAACCUACGAUGGUGUCCGGUACUUUCAGGCUAAAGGUCCCACUUCCGGCUCAUUUGUGAGGCCUUCAAAGGUGUCAUUGGGUACCAGUCUAGAGGAAGCUCUCGUAUAUAGAUAUUCUGUCUGCACAACCUGUCAACUGGAAACUCAGACUUCUUUGCAAUCACGGGAAAAGCCUACAGGUAGUUCUCAUAAUAUCCUCGUUCAUGAAUGCACCCAACUUGGUCAUCUAAACAGUUACCUUGGUAGUACUGCGGAGGAAGCUGAAUACUUCGGUACUCACGAAUACCCAAAAGACACAUUACGAAUCGAACUUUACACUAAUCCUGGGACUUACCAUCAAUUGACUUCUCAUGACGACUUGUGUGGAACAGCUGCAGCCAAAAGUUGCCUCAACCGAUUAAAAAGUGUUAGUUUGUCUUCUAUGCCCGUAUAUCGUGCCCUAUAUGGAAAAAGUGACUUUUUCCCUGAUCGACAACUUGAAUACUCAUCACUUUGGCCAUCAUCUGGAGGCUGUCUCGACCAGUUUUUAUCCAGUUUAUGCGAUCUGGAAAUGAGCAAUUGUUUGUUGUCAAAGUGGACAGAAAUUGCCGAGAUUUGUAUUCAAGUUCCGUGGUUAAAAUCCUUGAAUGUCAGUAACAACCGCAUUCGUUUACCUGUUUCUCCAAAAGAAGUACAUGAUAAACAAAAAGAAAAUGAAUGUCUGGAAUCUAAACUUUUAUAUGACAUAUACUCAGACCCUGUCCUGAGUGAACGGUUGUGUUCGAACGCUUUUCCCCAGUUGUCGCAGCUUACUUUAGUCAAAUGCCCACUCCUAAAUUGGAAAAGUAUUAGGAGAGUAUUAUGUUGGAUGCCAUCUUUACAGUCGUUAUCUCUGGCUUACAAUAAUUUGGGCAAUCCUCCAAUUGACUGGGGAAAAAAUGCUAUUGAUGCUUUCCAAAAGUUGACUGACUUAGACUUAACUCACAUAAAUCUAACGGCCACUCAUCAGUUAUUCGCUCUUAUUGGAGCCUCCAAAUAUCUAAACAACCUACUAUUAAAUUAUAACGAAAUAGCGGACAUUCCAGAUCUAAAUAAUCAUUUGUUUCGAAACCUCAACACUCUUGGGUUAAAGAACAACUUAUUCACAAAUUGGAAUUUCGUUAAUCAGUUACUGAAUUUAUCCAAAUUGGAUCAUUUAAUGGUAUCAGGAUGCCCAGUUUUCGAGAACUCUGUCAAUAUAGCAACCGCUCGUCAGGAAGUCAUUGCCCGUUUGCCAAAUCUUAAAAUGUUAGAUCGUGUCGAGAUCACUCCUGAAGAGCGCCGCGGAUCUGAAUUGGACUACUUAAAACGUUAUGGAGCUAGCUGGUUAGACUGUUGUAGAGGCGAUCAAAAUAGUAAACAGACUAACGGUCCUAAACUUUUGGAGGAAUUCUACAAACUGCAUCCGGUUUUCUCCAGACUUUGUGAUAAAUAUGGAGCUCCUGAAAUUGGAGAAACCAAGCCAUUUAACCGCUCAAUUAAAGCUGGUCUUAUAUCUCUUAUCUUUAUAUUACAACAUAACAAGAAUAUUGGCACAACAAACAAGUCUAGCAGUCGAUCAUCAUCGCCAAUGGAUAAAAACGAUCGAAUUCAAAAACAAAUACCUAGUCAAAUGACCAUUAAUCAUUUACGUAUGAUGGUUAGACGAUUGUUUUGUUUAUCACCGAAAACACUGUUUGAAUUAUAUGUACAAAGUGGAAGGCAUCGUGAUAUUGUUAACACUGAAAUACCGUUGAAUGUAGAUACACGUGAAAUAGGAUUUUAUAAUUUAGAAAAUGAUGAUUAUAUUUUCGUACGAAUAUGAUAAUAGUGACUACAUUGUGUUCUAGUCUUUCUGCCCUUGUAUUUACUACUUGGUUAUCUCUUUAAUAUUUAUCUAUGUUGUUUAAUUUAUAUAUCUUGAUAUUCUUAAAAAUCAUCGUUAUUAUCAAGCUUGUACUUAAUUAUUUCCUAUCCGUC